Messenger RNA from Pterocles gutturalis (yellow-throated sandgrouse), 2233 nucleotides. RefSeq names its product relaxin/insulin-like family peptide receptor 1 (gene RXFP1). Gene Ontology annotation, molecular function: protein binding; G protein-coupled receptor activity. The transcript is spliced from 17 exons. Lineage: Eukaryota; Metazoa; Chordata; Aves; Pterocliformes; Pteroclidae. Bases 350 to 2233 code for a protein of 627 amino acids. The record is from RefSeq and is a predicted model, not a curated record. Gene Ontology annotation, biological process: G protein-coupled receptor signaling pathway. Gene Ontology annotation, cellular component: membrane.
GGAAGAUCAUGUUUAUGGAGUUGGGGUGAGGUGCCCCCUGGGCUACUUUCCAUGUGGCAAUAUCACAAAGUGCUUGCCCCAACAGCUUCACUGUAAUGGUGAGGACGACUGUGGGAAUCGGGCCGAUGAAGACAACUGUGAAGACAACAAUGGAUGGUCUCUGCAAUUUGAUAAACAUUACACAAAGGACAAAUACAAUAAACUGAAAUCUUUGUAUGCAUUUCAGACAAAGACACCUGAGUGCUUGGCUGGUGCUGUGCCAGCAGAGUGUACCUGCCAGGGGCUGGAGAUCUUCUGCGAUGCUGCCAAAUUGCGUGCUGUCCCGGCAGUCUCCUCAAACAUCACCAUAAUGUCUCUUCAGAGGAAUCUGCUCAGGAAACUUUCUGCUGACAUUUUCAAGAAAUAUCAAGACCUUAAAAAUCUGUACCUUCAGAAUAAUAAAAUCAGAGCUGUAUCUGAACGUGCUUUCAAAGGUUUAUACAACUUGACUAAACUAUACCUGAGUAACAACAAGAUAACCAGCUUGAAGCCUGGAGUCUUUGAAGAUCUCCACAAACUUGAAUGGCUGAUAAUUGAAAAUAAUAGGAUAAAUCAGAUCUCUCCAUUAACAUUUUAUGGACUCAAAUCGCUUAUUCUCCUAGAGAUGAUGAAUAAUUCUCUUGCUCGUUUGCCUGAUAAACCUCUGUGCCAGUAUAUGCCAAGACUAAACUGGCUAGACCUUGAAGGCAACCAUAUCCACCACAUAAGAAAUGUCACUUUCAUCUCCUGCAACACUCUCACCGUACUGGUGCUGAGACAAAAUAAAAUCAGCUCUUUAAAUGAAAACAGCUUUUCCUCUCUCCAGUUGUUGGAUGAAUUAGAUUUGGCUAGCAACAAGAUUGAAUCACUUCCUCCAUAUAUAUUUAAGGAUCUAAAGGAACUUUCACAACUGAACCUUUCUUACAACCCAAUCAAGAAAGUACAAAUAGACCAGUUUGAUUUUCUAACUAAACUCAAAUCCCUCUUGGAGGGCAUUGAAAUUGCAAACAUCCAGAGAAGAAUGUUCAGACCCCUGAGAAACCUUUCCCACAUAUAUUUUAAGAAAUUCCAGUACUGUGGAUAUGCCCCUCAUGUGCGCAGCUGUAAACCCAAUACUGAUGGGAUUUCAUCCCUUGAAAAUCUUUUAGCUAGCAUCGUACAGAGAGUGUUUGUCUGGGUUGUAUCUGCCAUCACCUGCUUUGGAAAUAUUUUUGUUAUCUGCAUGAGGCCUUACAUCAGAUCUGAGAACAAGCUCCACGCCAUCUCAAUAAUGUCUCUCUGCUGUGCUGACUGUCUGAUGGGAAUAUAUUUAUUUGUGAUUGGAGCUUUUGAUCUUAAAUAUCGCGGAGAAUACAACAAGCACGCUCAGUUGUGGAUGGACAGUAUUCAUUGUCAAUUGGUGGGAUCGCUGGCUAUUCUGUCUACAGAGGUGUCAGUCUUACUGUUGACUUACCUGACUUUGGAAAAAUACAUCUGCAUAGUUUAUCCUUUUAGGUGUCUGAAGCCCAGAAAAUGCAGGACAAUUUCCAUUUUGAUUCUUAUCUGGAUAAUUGGGUUUGCUGUUGCUUUUAUCCCACUGAGUAAUAAGGAAUUUUUCAGGAACUACUAUGGCACCAACGGCGUCUGUUUUCCUCUUCACUCAGAGCAAUCAGAAAGUUCAGGAAGUCAGAUUUAUUCUGUUGUCAUUUUUUUAGGUGUAAACUUGGCAGCCUUUAUCAUAAUUGUGUUUUCCUAUGGGAGUAUGUUCUAUAGCGUUCACCAAACAGCUAUUACGGCUACUGAAAUCCGGAAUCAUAUUAAAAAAGAGAUGAUCCUUGCUAAGCGUUUUUUCUUCAUUGUAUUCACUGAUGCACUAUGUUGGAUACCCAUCUUUAUUUUGAAACUCCUUUCUUUACUUCAAGUAGAAAUACCAGGUACCAUAACUUCUUGGGUGGUGAUUUUUAUCCUGCCAAUAAAUAGUGCUUUGAAUCCUCUUCUGUACACCUUGACUACACGACCCUUCAAAGAAAUGAUGCAUCAGGUUUGGUAUAAUUACAAACAAAGAAGAUCCAAAAGAGGUAAAAGCAGUCCGAAAACAUAUGGUCCAUCGUUCAUUUGGGUAGAGAUGUGGCCAAUGCAUGAAAUCACACCAAAGCUAACGAAACCCGUGCUUUGUACAGACUCUUCUGAUGCUUCGUUGACUACACAGUCAACAAGACUAAAUUCAUACACGUAA